UUAGCGAGACAACUAACGUUAGCAUGCCAAAUGGGAAAAAGGUGAAUGAGUGUACACGGUUUACGAGAAUAAUUUAGAAACAAGGUGAAUAUUUUGCGAAAAAAUGCUUUGUGCCUCGCUUACAGCAUAGCGACAAUUCUUUGUAAAUACUUACAACGUUCAGUUUAUAUCUAAAACCGAAGGUGUGAAAAACAAUAGCCAAUUAUUUUAGUAAAAUACCCACUUCUUAAGCGAUGCAUCACGUUUGGGAAGACUGUUUUCGAACUUAAUAUCUCCAGCACGUGUUGUUACCAUGGCUACAGGACGCGGACGAGCCUUGGCCAGUUUCAGAAUGGGAUUGGAAAAGGUUCAACAAGCGAACAUAAGAAUCCCACCAAAUACGCCCAGCAGUACAAACGAGAAGAAGGAAAUGCAAUCCGACACAACGAAGAAAAAGAGACAUGGGACGUCCCGAAAACACAAUCCAAAGCCAGAAUCAAAGGGAGCAACUGUAAGGUUAAGAAAUCCAGUUAAUCGUUCUCAAAAUUACUUUGAGAGAAUGCCACCAGAGAUAGUCCUGAAGAUUCUCUCCUAUUUGGAUGCUGCUUCCCUUUUUUGCAUUGGCUUUGUCAACAAGCAGUUUCAUGAACUGGCCAACAACAAUGCGAUGUGGUACAGGAUGUUCACAAAUGAGUCUGGAAAGAUGAAAAAGUGGAAGCCAAAGCAAACCGAUGAAGUGGCAGAGGGAAUGAAUGCAGUGUCCAUUCAGGAAAAGCCGGAAGGGUACUGGAAGAGACUCUACUUUCGGAAGAUGGUUGGGUACAACGAAAGUAAAUGGAAGAGACAAUUAAAAGCCAUAAACCCCUACACUGGCCUGCCACGCUUAACGGAGCAAGUUUUGAGGGAUCUGCAUGUUACAUGGGAGAUCACGGUAACUGAAAAAAGAGGGCGGGAGUGCACAGUUCAGCAAACCCAUGCCUAUUUUUCCGAUUCAUCCGUAACCGUGUGUUGGAGCAACGGCAGUUGGCCUCCUUUUCACCAGCUCUCCAUGCUGCAGCUAUACGGAGUGAAGCGGGUAGCAUUCGAUUGCCCUGCAGUCAACAGGCCUGGGUGGCGAUCUCUGAUUGCGAAGCAUGAUCUGCAUGAUAUCCGAGAGAGGGGCAGAGUCAUCGGCUCAGACAAGCUUGUGAAUUUGUACCACUUGGCCCCUGGACUUAUUAUCGGACUGUGGAGGGGAAAUUGCUCAGUUGCUUUCGUCAUGAUGAAUUUCCACUUCCACAAGUUAGUGGAAAGAAGCCUGCUUGGGUCUUCCAUAUGCCCCUACACAGUGCCAGAGGACAGACCUCCCUUUGAUGAUGUGGACCCAGAAUAUGGUCUCCAUGGAUACACAAUGCACAUCUUACUCCAUAACACUGUGAAGCACAUCAUGUCUGGGCAUUUCUCUCAGCUCUUCUGCAAGACAGAUCACAUUCGGGAUGGGUUCAUACAGCUGAGGGCCAUCAACAGAAAUGCCCUGUCACAGCACACCCCUCUUUCUGGGAAAAUCAACCUGCCCUGGAAGACUGUGGGUCUGGAUGGGAUUGUCCAGAACUGCUGCAUGAUGACCCUGACUGUUCUGGAUGAAGCGCAGAACCCCUUCUGGUGUGUCAGCACACCAGUAACCAUGAUGUUGUCCAAACAGGAAUCUUCGUCAUAUGACUACGAAGGGGAGCGCUUCUUUAUGAAGCACCAGGACUCUGAGGGGAAGAUCAGAAUAGAGCUAGUUUGGUUAGCAGAGCAAGAGCAAUUCUUUCUCACCAACCUUGUGAUUUACAUAGCGACGGCUAAAGUAAACAAGCACUUUGGAAGACAGUACUGAAACUGUGUUUUGGAGAAGAAAAAAAAAAUUUGUUUUGAGACUUGGGCUUAGAAUCGCUCAAUAUGACCUAACUGAGGGGUUGUACAUUUAUGGUCAUUCUGAUGUCAUAUUUCAGAAUCUUUUUCCUCCUUGAUGGUAAGCUGGCAGUUGAAAUGUAAUUGCUGUUCACUGUUUUAUAAGUAUUUGUAUAGUUUAUUCAUAAUGAGCAUGCCAUUUUGGACAUAUUCUAGAUUGUGAGUAUUCAUUGAUUUGAUGUUUUUUUUUUUUUUUUUUGACACUUUUUAAAAAUAUUGUGUUUUAGCCAUUUCAUUUACAUGGCAAAAAUAUUUUGAGUUUUCAUAGUUGUUAUACACUUCACAGUCUAUUUACCAACUCCAUUCUUAUGCUCCAUUUUAAAUGAAUUCUUUUUUGGCAUUGACAUUGUUAAAUGUUUGAUAUUCUUUGGGUACAGGUUUAAAGUAUGCCCUUGUGAAGCCAUAAACUCUAAAAAAUUUCUCUCAAAGCCAUUUAUACCUUAAUAUCAAAUGCUAAAGUGGAGUUUUAGAAUGCACAUGGGGGAGUGAUCUUGGGAAAAAGCCAGUUCCUCCCUUCAUGUAGCACAUCUUUAUUGAUUUAACCGUUGUCCUAUUCUCAUCCUCUCUGGCUAUCCACUCAUAUCAACUACUACUCUGAAAUUCAAGCCAGUCUCUAUAUUACAUUGUACAUAAUCAUUUUGAAAUUAGACGUUAUGGACCUUGGCUCUUUGCAUGUUUUGGGUACGUUACUCAGUUUCUCAGUAAUGCCACUGGAUUAUUGAAUAAAUGGAUUGCGAUUGACAGGAAAAUAAAUAAAAUGGUAUACCAC
Messenger RNA from Anguilla anguilla (European eel), 2680 nucleotides. It is a transcript of the gene fbxo15, whose product is annotated as F-box protein 15. Bases 293 to 1837 code for a protein of 514 amino acids. NCBI's taxonomy places the organism in Eukaryota, Metazoa, Chordata, Actinopteri, Anguilliformes, Anguillidae. The transcript is spliced from 10 exons. The record is from RefSeq and is a predicted model, not a curated record. Gene Ontology annotation, molecular function: protein binding.